This is a messenger RNA of Cucumis melo (muskmelon), 1286 nucleotides long. Its product is annotated as binding partner of ACD11 1. The coding region runs from base 145 to 981 and encodes 278 amino acids. The record is from RefSeq and is a predicted model, not a curated record. Lineage: Eukaryota; Viridiplantae; Streptophyta; Magnoliopsida; Cucurbitales; Cucurbitaceae. Gene Ontology annotation, molecular function: RNA binding. The transcript has 5 exons.
AAAAAGAAAAAAGAAAAACCGUAUCCGUUUCCAGAAAUCCAACAAAUACUUUCUUCAUCUCAUCUUCAACCAUUUUCUCUUCUUCUCUUCUCUCCGCCGCUCCAUCUCAUCUAACCAUUUCUUCAUUUCUUUUCAUUUUCAGAAAUGUCGAUGAGAACUGUCAAAGUCAGCAAUAUCUCAAAACUUACUUCAGAGAGAGAUAUCAAAGAAUUCUUUUCAUUCUCAGGUGAAAUCCUUUAUGUUGAAAUGCAAAGAGAAAGUGAGAACACUCAGGUGGCUUAUGUUACGUAUAAGGAUUCUCAAGGAGCUGAUACUGCAAUACUUUUGACAGGAGCUAAAAUUGGUGAUCUAUCUGUAACAAUUACUUUGGUUGAGAAUUACCAUCUUCCACCUGAAGCAAUGUCAUCAAUCCUGGAUAAAAGGCAAACGGUUACUGGGAUUGCUCCAAAUCAGGCUGAAGACGUCGUAAGUACAAUGCUUGCUAAGGGUUUCAUCUUGGGGAAGGAUGCUCUAAACAAAGCAAAAGCAUUCGACGAACGACUCCAAUUCACAUCAAAUGCUUCUGCAACCGUAGCUUCCAUUGACCGCAAGAUGGGAAUAACUGAGAAAAUAACAGCAGGCACAGCAGUGGUGAAUGAAAAGGUCAGGGAGAUGGAUGAAAUGUUCCAGGUUACGGAGAAGACGAAAUCCGCCCUUGCCGUUGCAGAGCAAAAGGCAACAAGCGCUGGAACGGCGCUGAUGAGCAAUUAUUAUGUGUUAACUGGAGCAGCAUGGUUUUCAAACGCAGUAACUGCAGUUACAAAAGCUGCUGAGGAAGUGACCCAAAUGACAAAGGUAAAAGUCGAGAAAGCCGAGGAGGAGAAAAAGGAGAGUAUAUAUCGGGAGAGAACGGGGAUCAUUAGUAACUUCGCCGAGCUCCAUCUCGAUGAGCCUUUACCUGGGGAGCCUGCUAUUGUUCCAGUUAAUUCAGCAGAUAGAUAGAGGAGACAGUAAGUUGUGAAUCAUAAUAUCAUAUGAAUGAAAAACAUUAUACUUGUGAAUUACAUUGCUUCUUCUUCUUCUUCUUCUUCUUCUUCUUCUUCUCCACUUUGUUGUAUGAUAUUAUACAUUUUUUACAUUUUAGAGGUGCUCCAAUUACAGAGUUUACUUCUUUCUACUUGUGGAUGUUGAAAUGUUAUGACAUUCUUUCGGGUAGAAAAAUUCCUUUUUGAAUACUUUGAUUGUAUACUGUUUCAUUUAACUUUUGUAAUUGAUUAAUGCAGUAAAGUUUCUUUCAAUUUUAGGUA